Messenger RNA from Verticillium nonalfalfae, 291 nucleotides. RefSeq lists its product as uncharacterized. The record is from RefSeq and is a predicted model, not a curated record. The coding region runs from base 1 to 291 and encodes 96 amino acids. The transcript has a single exon. NCBI's taxonomy places the organism in Eukaryota, Fungi, Ascomycota, Sordariomycetes, Glomerellales, Plectosphaerellaceae.
AUGGAUGUCCACAGCGUCAAUAUCAUCGCCCUCGCCUUUGGCGCCCUCGCCAUCAUCAUCCUAUCAGCCGCCUCCCUGCUCUUCUGCACAGUCUUCAGUCGAGCUCCAAGCCGCCAACAGCCCAUGGCCAGCCGGCCACGGCUGAAGCAGCCAAUGCUGUGGCUGCGACCCGUCUCCCCGCUGUCGCAGAUGGGGGAUCUGCCACCGCCGCCGAACCGGCCGCGUGCGACGUCGAGCGUGUACAGCCGUGACGACAAUGGGGUGAGAAAUACGGUCUUCUUCGCAGUCUGA